CACGAGGGAGGGGUGCAGGUUCAUCGUUAGCCGCCUCUACUAUAGCAGUACGCGUGGUCAAGUCUAGCUCAUGAAAGCACUCGCCGGAGCUCUUACAGCCCCGAGUACGCCCCACUCCAUGAGCGUCCAUGAGCGAGCAGAAUUCCAAUCCAAUCCAAUCAUCUGAUCCGAUCAAAGGAUGACAGGUCGUCCGUGUACGGACUUUUUGUUUUCGCAUCCAAAUUACUCUCAAAUCGCCCCAGCUAUUCUAGCCGUCAAAAGACUUCAUGCUAUGGUGGGGGUAUUUUACCCAGUCGCCUCCUCAUCUCUGUAGGGCCGCUGGCUCGCUCUUGGUAUUUUAUUUGCGUUUGCCGCGGUGGCGGUGUUGGUAUGGGUACCCAGUUGCAGACGCGACUCCUGAAGCACCGGGCGGGCAGCAAGAGAAGACGCCUGCCAGCAGACUUCUGCCGGGGGACAUUGGGGAAAAACGGCGGAAACAGGCAGCGGGCCGGGCGGCUUUUUGCCUUCCUGCUGGGCUUUUUGCGGCGUUCGUCUGCUGGUGGCCGGCAGUCGCGGAUGACUUCCGGAGAACUUUCGCUGGGGCAGGGGUUUGUGCGAUGGAGGCCAACCGCAAAAAUGCAGCAUAGCAUGCGGCGUAGGGUAAAAAACCGGAGCCAAUUUGCCUCGCGUUUUGGCCUCCUUUUCGCCACCCAGCGAAAGUCUUGCGAAAGUUCUCCGGGCUCGUUUUUUGUCUGGUUUGUCAAAGGCCCUGGGCUUCUGUUUUGGCCCCAUCGUGCCGUCGUGCCUAAAAUCGCGCCCUGCGGAUUCUGGACGUUGCUGAACACGGCUUGUGCCAGCAUCGGGGAAAAAAUCGCGCCCAGCGGAUUCUGGACAUUUCAGCGUGGCGCGCCGUUUUUGCCGUGGCCGCGCCCGUAUCGCCUCGCGCCGUUUGUCCGGGUAGAUUAGUGCAAUCCUUGGCGCCGCUUCCUUUGCCCAGCAGGGGGCCUCGAAAGCCGGCGGCCUCUGCCGCGGUGGCCUGCGGGGCCGAUGGCCUGGAGGCCUAGCUGGGAUGGCUUGCGCCACCAUUUCGCGGCGGCCUGCUUGUUCGCGCGCCAGCCCGGCAGCCUGCCAACGAACCAGCGCCCGGCCGCCACCAGAGUGCCCCGCGAGCCGAAGAAGAUCGACAAGUAGGGCAUUGCGCCGGCACCAGGCCUGCCGGAUGCAUGGCGCUGGGCACCCACUAGCCCGUAGCGGGUGGCGCCCUGUCUAUUUGCAGGGCGCAUUUGCAGGGCCGGCGACUGCUGCCAGCGGCCGCCACGAAGUGUUCGCAGACGGGCCGGCCCUUUGCAGUGCGGGGAGCGGGGGCGGCGGCCCAAAAAACAAUCGCAGUGGGCCGCGGAGUCCUGAUUUUUCGGCGCGGCCACGGUCUGGAAGCAGUGGGGGCGCCUCUGCUACAGGACUCGCUCGUGCCUGCUCUGUUGGGCCGGGCGUCUCGUGCUCGUUUGGGUGUGGUUGGCGUCCGUCCAGCCGGCCAUCUGAUCCGAUCAAAGGACGACCGUGUACGGACUUUUUGUUUUCGCAUCCAAAAGUACCUACUCAACUUACACCAUUUCCAAGAAUUGACUGCGCAUUGAGCUAUUU
Molecule: messenger RNA, 1620 nt
Organism: Amoebophrya sp. A120
Lineage: Eukaryota; Dinophyceae; Syndiniales; Amoebophryaceae
Source: the annotation of a GenBank genome assembly